GGUAUAUAAGCCAAGUCUUUUGUCACUUUUGCCAUUCAGCUUCGGGUGCCUUCUCGCAAUUCAUCAUGAGGACUUAUCUGUGCGUCGCUCUACUGCUUGUGGUGAUGCUGGCGGUGGUGUCCAUGGUGGCGGCCCACCCUGAGCCUGGGUAUGGCAGGGGUCAUGGUGGCUAUGGGUAUGGUGGCCACGGCGGAGGUCAUGGUGGAUAUGGCUAUGGUGGCUACGGCUAUGGCGGAGGAUACGGCGGUGGCAGGGGUCAUGGUGGCUAUGGGUAUGGUGGCCACGGCGGAGGUCAUGGUGGAUAUGGCUAUGGUGGCUACGGCUAUGGCGGAGGAUACGGCGGCUACGGAUAUGGACAUGGUCGCUAAAACUAAUUGAAAAGGAUGAUUGUGGCCGAAUAAAGCUAAGGAAGUUGAUUUAAAUAAAGACAAGGAAAUCGA
Messenger RNA from Penaeus vannamei (Pacific white shrimp), 440 nucleotides. RefSeq lists its product as uncharacterized. The record is from RefSeq and is a predicted model, not a curated record. Lineage: Eukaryota; Metazoa; Arthropoda; Malacostraca; Decapoda; Penaeidae.